GAAAUGCUCCGGUGACGCAUGCGCAGUGCCAGUUACUAUCAGCUAACAGAAAACCAGUCGUUUCAACGUUCGGGAGAAAAGAGCAGAGGUUGCACACUAACACGUGUUGAGAUGUUUCGCAGAAAACUGACUGCUCUAGAUUACCACGACCCGAGCGGAUUUGACUGCUCAGAUGAGACACAGUUCAGGAACAUCAUCGUGUGGCUGGAGGACCAGAAGAUUCGGCACUACAAGAUAGAGGACAGGGGCAACCUGAGGAACGUGCCCAGCUCGGACUGGCCCAAAGCGUAUCAGAAGUACCUCAAGGACCUGAACUGUCCGUUUGGGGUCCAGGAGAAGCAGGAGGGCGUAGACUGGCUGCUUGGCCUGGCUGUGCGCUAUGAAUACGGAGAUAACGUUGAAAAAUACAAGAACUGCCAGCCGCUGGCAGCUUCCAGUAACAGCGAUAAGGUCAUCGACCCUCUGCUCAACCUCGACAGCAACUCCCCGGAUUUCAAAGCCGGAGUCACAGCUCUGGCCAACAUCCUGAAGAUACAGCGGCACGAUGAUUACCUGGUUAUGCUCAAGGGUAUUCGUAUUCUGAUCCAGGACAGACUCUCCCCAGAGGCCAUCACUAAAGCCAACCAGAAUCGAGAAGGGAUUCCUGUAGCUUUAGACAAGCACAUCCUGGGUUUUGACACUGGAGACGCGACUCUGAACGAGGCGGCCCAGAUCCUGCGGCUGCUGCACAUCGAGGAGCUGAGGGAGCUGCAGACCAAGAUCAACGAGGCCAUCGUGGCCGUUCAGGCCAUCAUAGCCGACCCCAAGACAGACCACCGGCUGGGCAAGGUCGGCAGAUGAGAGGGAGGACGGCGAGGAGGCCAGAGACUGAACCGCAGGGGCUUUUUAAUUUCGUUUUCAGAGAAAAAGGCCUUCAUUUUUGUUGUUGUUGGCUGUGUUUUGAGGGACAUAAAUGAGUUUGUAGUUUUUUUUCCGUUCCUGCAUGAGAUGGUGCAGUUUUUGAACCGUGGUCCGGCCUUCAGACGCGGACAUUCAUUUUUGUACACAACGAAUAAGCUGAGACAAAACUUACAGGGAUAGUACAACUACUCCCCCCCCCCCCC
Molecule: messenger RNA, 1103 nt
Organism: Menidia menidia (Atlantic silverside)
Lineage: Eukaryota; Metazoa; Chordata; Actinopteri; Atheriniformes; Atherinopsidae
Source: the annotation of a GenBank genome assembly